GUGAAGCAGCGUCUGGCCGGGGCAGGGGGCAGCCUGGCCCGGGACUGCUCCCAUUGCAAGCCCGGCCCCUGCGCUAGCCUCUGGCGGAGCUAGCCCGGCCCCGGUGCGUGGGAGGGGGGAUCCCUCGGCAGCCUCCCUCCGCCGCGCUGGGGCAACUCCCCUCGGAGGGGAGGGGGCUGGCGCUGCACGGAGCCCGCAGCAGCCGCCGCGAUCCGCAACGGCCGCAGCAUCCCAGUCCGCCCGGCCCGGGGAGGGAGCCCGGCCCCAGCCGCCGCCUCCGCCCCGCCGGCCCCGCACGGGGGCAGCCGAGAGAGGCGCCCGGCGGAGCGCAGCGCACAAGCCGCGGGCGGGGGCUGCCCGAGGACGCAGCCCGGCAGAGUAUUUGGGAAUGUUUCCAGAGCCCUUUAAACCUUCCAAGGUGCUUUGCAAACCUGGGUACUUCUGGGGACAGCAGUGGUCCGAGUGCCGUAAGAUGUGUAGCACCUUUCAUCUGAGCUUCGUUAAGGCCAGAUCCCAGCUGGUGUCGUCCAGUGUAGAGUAGUUCCAUCAACUUCGGUGGAGUUAUGCAGACUUUCAACAGCUAUGGAUCUCGUCCUUAGAACUUCACAACACCCCAGUGAGCGUGUUUCAUUGUCAGAAGCCAUUCACCUUUCCGGACCUUGCCGCAACUGUUAGCUGGGGCUUUGAGGAAAAACAUUGAAAAUUGCAAAGAGUUGCCGACACCGCAGUCACUAGAUCUGAGUUCUGUGUAACUGGAUCCCAAUGAUGUCCAUGAGGAACCCUGUUUCUCCCCACCUGGAACUCGAUGGAGCCGGGAACAUGGUGAACUGCACCAUCAAGACAGAAGAGAAGACAGAUAGCUGCCAUGAGUCCCCCCAGGGAGCACCCACUGGCUCCGAUCCCCACUCCAGCGAUUUGCAUGGAGUGCCACUGUCUCUGAGAGAGAGUGCUGACCCCCGGACUCUUCCACAGGAAUCCCGGUCUCCUGUGAGCAAUGCGUUAGAUUCCAGGAGGUCUGCGUUUGAGCCUGCUGUCAGCAGCCAGGAAAAGAUAGAUUUCAACAGAAACUUGAAAGAGGUUAUGCCAACCAUUGAGAAGUUACUCUCCAGUGACUGGAAAGAGAGGCUUCUGGGUAGAAACACCAUGGAAUCCAAAGAGGUGAAAGGAACCCAGGAGAGCUUAGCGGAGAAGGAGCUGCAGUUGCUUGUCAUGAUCAAUCAGCUCUCCACCUUGCGGGACCAGCUUCUGACGGCCCAUUCGGAGCAGAAGAACAUGGCAGCCAUGCUGUUUGAGAAGCAGCAGCAGCAGAUGGAGCUGGCUCGGCAGCAGCAGGAGCAGAUUGCCAAGCAGCAGCAGCAGCUCAUUCAGCAGCAGCACAAGAUUAACCUGCUGCAGCAACAGAUCCAGCAGGUCAAUAUGCCCUAUGUCAUGAUUCCAGCCUUUCCUCCCAGCCACCAGCCUCUCCCCGUGACCCCAGACUCCCAGCUUGCGCUUCCCAUCCAGCCCAUCCCUUGCAAACCAGUGGAAUACCCCAUGCAGCUGCUGCACAGCCCUCCCCCUCCGACGCUGAAGAGACCCGCCGGCUCAGGCCACCUCCAGAUGCAGGAGUCUUCACAGCCACUGAACCUAACGGCCAAACCCAAAAGCUCUGAGCUCUCCAGUGCCUCCAGCUCACCCAGCCUGAAGAUGAGCAGCUGCCGAUCCCUCACUCCUAACCACGGGGUCACGAGAGACCUUCAGUCCAGCCCUCCCAGUCUGCCUCUGGGAUUUCUGGGAGAGGGGGACGCCAUCACUAAAGCGCUCCAGGAUGCACGGCAGCUCCUGCACUGCCACAGCGGGGCGACGGAGAGCUCUCUCAAUAAUCCCUACCGGAAGGACCAAAUGGGCUUGGAUUCCUCGCCCACGAAGGAGCGGAUGGAGGAGACGUGCAUGCACAGACUGGACGAGUCCAUGUUAACCUGCGAUAUGGAUGGCUCACGACACUUCCCCGAGUCCAGGAACAACAACCACAUAAAGCGGCCCAUGAAUGCUUUCAUGGUGUGGGCCAAGGACGAGAGGCGGAAGAUUUUGCAGGCCUUCCCAGAUAUGCACAACUCCAGUAUCAGCAAGAUCCUGGGGUCCCGGUGGAAAUCGAUGACGAACCAAGAGAAGCAGCCCUAUUAUGAGGAGCAGGCGCGGCUGAGCCGGCAGCACCUGGAGAAGUAUCCCGACUACAAAUACAAGCCGCGGCCAAAGCGCACCUGCAUCGUGGAGGGGAAGCGGCUGCGCGUGGGCGAGUACAAGGCGCUGAUGAGGAACAGACGGCAAGACACCAGGCAGGGCUACUUGAUAGCGCCCCAGAGCAGUCAGAUGCAAGCCUCUUCAUCGGACGUCCUGUACCAGAGGCCGGUGGGCAUGCAGCUGGCUCCACCGCUGGUGGAGCACUACCUGCCCCGCAGCAUGGACCCCAACAUGCCCGUCAUCGUCAACACGCGCAGCCUCAAGUCGCAAGAGGGUGACGGCGGGGAGGACGGGCACUCGGUGGCGGAUGGCGAGAUGUACCGGUACAGCGAGGACGAGGACUCCGAGGGCGAGGACAAGAGCGACGGGGAGCUGGUGGUGCUCACGGACUGAGCAGACUGCGGGGGCAGGGUGGGGCACACGUGUGUGAAGUGGGGAGCAGCAGCAGAUUUUGCUGCGUUCCCCUGCGUGGGGCUGGAACUGAAGACCUGACUGAAUGGGGAGGAGGUGGGAAUGGGGGCUUGGGGAGAACUGCCAUCACAGCACGGCUCCCUGAUCUAGGAAGUGACUAGACUCAGGGGGUCGCUGGCGAACCCCUCUGCAUGCAGAGCUCUUUGCAGCAGGGCCGCCCUGGCCCCCCGAAUGGCCUGGCAUGCAGGGCUGUGCUGGAUGGGUAUAGUGGUGUGCAGGAGACCAUGGGAAGUGUGCGUGCCAACGCACACGGCAUGGGGGCAGCCCCUGUCUCAUUCGCACGCCCAGAAGGAAGAGGUGCCGGCUCCGCUGUGCAAUGCAUCUACUCAAGCAGCAACGGGGAUGCUGCUUGGCAUAAGUGGGUCCUGGCCACCCAGCUGACGUCUGGAUAUUUCCUUGUGGCACAGAGGUGGGAGGUGCCUGGCCCCUCAGCAUGGGGGCAGAGCAAUCCCAAGGCUGAGUGAAAGCCAGCUAAAGGGGAAGCGGAUGCAGAUCUCGGAUGGUGGGGCUGUGAACGUGGGGAGAGUGGGGAGCUACUGUUCUGCGGAUCCGGAAGCUGCCCCCUGUGGAAUCCAGCUUUCUCCCUCCGGAGGUUGCAGUGGCAUGGGUUACUGGCUCCCUCCCGUGCACUCCUCUCGCCAGCAUGAGCGACAGGGGGGUUCAAGAUUGGCUUGUGGGAGAGGUGCUGCAUGGUUAGUUGGUUGUGGAGGAGCCCAACUCCCCUCGGUGGAGCCGUGUUGAGCACGGAGAGCCAGGCCUGUGGGGAAAGGUGGGGGAGAAAUCACCGCACAGAGGACAUGCAGGUAGGGGUGGGCUUCCCCCCACUCCCUCUUAUCCUUAGCCACCAAGGUCCACCAGGAGUCCCCCACUGCGGUGGGGAUGGGUGCCACCUCCUGCUGGCUCCCUGCUGGCUAGGGAACAAACCCGCUUCAUGGGAGCCCUCUCUCUAGGGCUGCAGAUCCAGGCCCGCGUGGAGCAGUUUGGUGGAGGGUCCCCUGUGAGCUACAAACAGCCCAUAUGGGAAACGCCUGCCGAGACUCUCCUGCUGUUGAGCUAACAGGACAUGUGGGGAUGGGGGGAAAAGGGCUGGAAAACGUAACCCACCCCCCACCCCAGUAUUACCAAUGCAUUUGCCUCUGGGCAGCCCCGGCUCUGCGGGGGUUAAAUAAGGAAAGAGCCCAGCGGCUGGGCAGACCUUUGUCCCUUGUCUUUCCCCACCCCCCCAUCCCGGCCCUGUUGUGCAGCCAGCUGAGGAGAAUCCUCACCUGUCCGGGGCCCUGCCAGCUGCAGCAGCAGCCACACAGUCGCCACCAUUCAGCCAGGCUCUCUGGGGCCUUUUCAUUUCUCCGAAGCGAAUGUCUGAGUGGAACACUUGUUCCUCAUUCAGUCCGUGUGCCAGCCCAUCCCGCCCUCGCCCUCCCCCCCUCCUUCGCUCGGGGCUUUCUUUCUCUCAUGCCCCCCCCUUGCUCGCCGAACCCUGCCAGUAAAUUCCCAUGGAGCCAUUUUUAGCUCUUGACUAGCAUGAGUAAGAGCCAAGGUCUCCGAGGAGCCUUUUAUCCCCCUGACAGCUCUGGCCAAGUUUGUAAAUAAAGCUGCUGCCCGUUUCCUUGCGGCGGCGCGGUGGGGCAUUCUGCUGCAGAGGGCUCAGCUCCUGGCAUGGGACGGGCACGGAGCCCCGGCCUGGCCCAGCGGCACGGCAUUGGCUACCGGUGCCUGUACCAGACGGGGACCCUUGGGUUGGGAUUCCCCUGCGGCUUUGCAAAUCCAUUUGAGCCAACAGACUUUGCCAGCCACUGUCGCAACCGAAUGUGCCAGCUGUGCUCCCUUCACCUCCCCAAGCAAAUCCUCCUGGGUGGAGUGUGCAUGGUACAGGCUAGGCCUCAGGGCUGGAAACCAGGUCCCAGCGUGGGACUUUGGCUCUCCCUGGUGGCAGGAGCUGAAACCGCAUCCAGAACAAGCCAGAAGCCCCCAGGCAGGGAGCUAGUCCUGGCUUGCAGGAAGGAGAGGUCCAUUCUCGCCUGCAGAUUUCUUUCCCUAGCAUGGCUCAGGCUGCAGUGGGAGUGAAGCCCCCCAGCAGCUCAGGUGGCUGCUAACAGCGAGAGCUGCUGGGCGUCCCUCGGCCUGUGCUGGGGACAGCGUCGAGGGGAGGUGGUCCUCUGCAGGUGCUUACGUUCUCCACCCUCUCCCUGAUCUGGCCUUAGUGCUGCUGUGCAAAGAUUCCCCCUCAGGUUGUCCAGAUCGUGUUACUGGAGCGGGGUUUUGCUUUGCAUACAAACCUCCGGACACUGGCGCAUCCUGGGGGCUUGAGCGGGAACACGCGGCCGGUGGAGAAGAGCUGCCCAAGGUCGCUUCAGUGUAACUGGUUGCCUGAUGGAGCAACCACUGACCCAGGCAGGCCUGGGUUAAACGGGGUGAGUCCCUGAAUCUCCGGGGUAGGCAUGGCAACAACUGGCUGACCUGACUUGUUGGCUCAAUCCUGCAUCUAGUUUAAGAACUGUGCGCCAGAGCCUCAGCUGGCCUAAAUCGGCAUCCCAGUCCUGAAGCCAAUGGACUUCUGCUGAGUUACACCAGCUGAGGAUCUGGCCCUCUUUCUUCUUUUCUCACCUGCUGCUGUCCUUAUUUCAACCACUGUCACCUAUAUGCAGCACUCCCCUUGCGGCCAGGGGCCUGGGCCCCUUUCCUGGCUUGGUCGUGGUUCCUCGCAACCUCUAAUCUCAUGUGGUUUGUUUUGCUUGCUCCUGUGUCAGUGCAACAACUUCCAGGCAGGGGGGAUUCCCAGGCUGAGCCAGGUGUCUCUUUCCUAAAACACUGCACAGGUCGGCAAUGCUGGGAGGAAGAAGGCUUCUCUAGAGCUCUGUCUAGUAACGCUCUGUAUUGAUACGGGGUCCCAGCACCCUGAGGUAGGCGCAGCACGGGUUGCUGUGUCAGAAAUUGGUGCGUGUGUAUGCGAGACAGAGUGAAUAGUGGUCCCCAGCUUAGGGGCAAAAAUGAACUGUUGGGAACUGAGGGGACGUGUGUGCGCGUGUAGACUGAACCUCAGGAUACCCUCAAAGGCUCCUGGUCAGCCCUACCCCCUAUAGCCCCUUCAGCACCCACCCAGCCGGUGCUGGCUUUUCCAUGGCAGGGCUCCGCUCCUGUAAGGGUUCCUUUCUCUGUUAUUUAUUACCCCUGUCCCUCCUGUGGUGUCCUUGACAAGCCCCUGGGGUCCAGGUUAGUGGGGCUAGGGGGGAAGGGAUGGGAGGAAGGGGACUGUACAGGCAGGAAUGCGUUGGAAGUAGGAAUCACCCCUCGAUUUGUAAAUCUGCCCCAGAUGUGCCCAGGCGACCAGCUGUUUUUUUUAUGACUGUAAAUAUAGAUAGAGCUUUAUUUUGUUAAUAAGACACCUAGUAACUUAACCUGUAUAUUUCACAUACUUGUUUACAACGGUGGGGUUUUUGUUUUUGUUUUUCCCCUCUUGGCACAAUAAAGAGGAUGUUUUGGAGCAGA
This is a messenger RNA of Mauremys mutica (yellowpond turtle), 6177 nucleotides long. RefSeq names its product SRY-box transcription factor 13 (gene SOX13). The transcript is spliced from 18 exons. Gene Ontology annotation, molecular function: RNA polymerase II cis-regulatory region sequence-specific DNA binding; DNA-binding transcription factor activity, RNA polymerase II-specific. Gene Ontology annotation, cellular component: nucleus. The record is from RefSeq and is a predicted model, not a curated record. Lineage: Eukaryota; Metazoa; Chordata; Testudines; Geoemydidae. Gene Ontology annotation, biological process: cell fate commitment; regulation of transcription by RNA polymerase II. Bases 763 to 2613 code for a protein of 616 amino acids.